CUCAGUCGUCGUCGUUCGUGGUCUCCUUCUUCUCUAAUGCUUAAGUAGCGAUUGUUCUUUAGCGUUCACAACCUCUUGCACACCCAGAUAUGCACUGGCUCCUUUUAUCCGUUCUUUCACGAGUGCAUCAGUAGCCACUCUUCUCGCCUACUUCAUCGCUCUCUUUCUUUUCAUCAUCUUCAUUCGAUCAUGCCUCAUGCAUCAGAAGAAACAUGGUCAGAUAGCGAGUCUGAGGCCGACGACGUCCUCGAGACGCCCUUACGGAGCUAUGCCUACCAGAUCGAGAUGUUCGAACAAAGCCUUCAGGGUAACAUUAUUGCCGUCAUGGGCACCGGAACCGGGAAGACUCAAGUGGCUAAACUGCGGAUCGAGGCUGAACUUGAACGCCCCACCGGUAAACGCGUUUGGUUCACAGCGCCGAGCGUUGUUUUGGCCUAUCAACAACACCUUUUCCUUUCAAAACAGCUCCCUGCAUUCAACUUCCGGUUGAUUACGGGUAUGGACAAUGCAGAUCACUGGAAAACAAAUGACAUAUGGAACAAGGUGCUCUUCAAGAUAGAUGUCGUCGUCUCAACGCCUCAAAUACUUCUUGAUGCUCUCGAUUACGGCUUCGUGUCCCUCAAAGAGAUAUCGUUGCUUGUCAUUGAUGAAGCACACCAUUGUGUAGGUGAUUCUCCCUUGAAACGAGUCAUGGAACGUCAUUAUCAUGGCUCGCUCGAUAGCCUACCGCACAUCCUCGGACUCUCUGCCAGUCCCAUCACGAAGCGAAAUGUGUCUGAAAUGAGCACACUUGAGACGAGCCUCAAAGCCAAGUGCAAGAUGCCAACGCAACAAGUAGAAGAAUAUACGUCUCUCAUCAGAAUGCCAGAGCUUGAAACGAUUAUGUUCGCAGAGAGUCUGCUUGGAGCCUCGGAGUGGAUGAUUCUCCUUCAGAAAACCGUCUCAGUAUUAUCGUUGGAUAGUGACCCUUUCUAUCAAUACAUAAUAGGCAAGACAGACCCGAGCUCCCAGGAAAAACUGAAAAAGAUGCUUGGACGGAAUGCUACCCCUGCCAUUACUGAGCUUCGAGCGUUUGCCAGAUCAUGUGGAGCUAUACAUGUAAGUCUUGGAAGCUGGGCCUGCGAUGUCUACCUUUCAAGUUGCGUACGAAGAGUCCUUAAGUCGGCAUCCGCAGAGAAGAGCCUCAAUGCUGGGGAAACUUCGUUGACCAGCACAGCUCAGUUUUUUAGUUCAGUACUCCAGCCGGUUAGCGAGGUCAUUGGCUUGAGGGAUUCAGGUGCACUGAUGGAAGGCUGCCUUUCACCCAAAGUUGAGGCACUACUCAAUUAUCUAGCAAAAGAAUAUCGCCCAACACUCCGUGCCCUAGUCUUUGUUGAAAAACGCGCCACGGCCUGGGCUCUGACCGAAGUUAUCACCCGGCAUCCCAGAAUGCAAAUGUAUCAGGCUUUCUCUUUUGUUGGUGUCUCGAGCCCGGGACACCAAGGACCGUUUGAUUUCACCGAACUUCCUGUACAAACCAAGAGUCUGGAAAGAUUUCGACGCGGUGAGCUCAAUCUUUGUAUUGCGACUUCUGUGCUUGAGGAAGGUAUCGAUGUUCCUGCGAUGAAUCUUGUGAUUUGCUUUGAUGAACGCAAAAAUCUUCGCAGCUAUGUGCAGAGUAGAGGACGUGCGCGCGCUGCAAAGUCAAAGUUUGUCGUCUUUCGCCCUCUUGAGGAAACAGACAUCAAGAUGAAGAGUUGGGAUAAAUUAGAGCAGGCCAUGAAGCAGGAAUGUGAAGAUUCUGCCGAUGCUUUGGCUGAACUCCAAGCCGCUGAAAUGCGACAGGAGUCUAGCAGCGAUAUAUUCCGUGUCGCUUCAACAGGUGCUACAUUGACAUAUGACAAUGCUCAACCGAGAUUGCAACACUUUUGCGCGAAACUACCCCAAAAAGAGGGCAUGGCGGUACCAGAAUUGGCGUACUGUAUCGAGGGCGAGAUUGGCGGUCCCUUGUCGGCCAAAGUCUAUCUCCCCAGUUCCCUUGCACCAGAGCUACAGGUAUUCCAAUCCGAGUCGACCUGGUAUACUCAGAGAAUGGCGAAGAGGGAUGCUGCGUACCAGGCGUAUCUUGCUUUGUACCGAGCUGGACUCGUUACUGAGCAUUUACUACCCUUGGAGAGAUCAAACAAUGGCAACAAAGCAAGGAAAUAUAAGACCAAGUCUGGUGCAGUAUCAGACGGCCUAUGUGCUGUGGAAGCUCAGUGGGAUCCCUGGUCUCGAGUUACAGAACAGUGGCUGUCAUCCACCGAAAUGUUUGCGCAUCGACUCCAUAUCCAGGACGAGACCGACGCAUACCCACGAAUGUUCAUCCUCUUGCCCACAAAGCUUGGCUCGAUAUCUUUUCCUCUCUACAUAUCUGCAAACAAAAUCACGCAGGCGUCGAUCAACGAAGGGGAGCCUGUGUCUGGAAUUCCAAUUGCACUUGCGCAGGAAAUUACCUUCUCCCUGUUGACGAGCGUCUUAGAACGACGACUCCGGGACGUCACGAAAGAACAACUUCCACUUUUGAUUGUCCCAGAUAUUGGGUCUUACUCUCUUCGAGACUGGCACAGUGAAAAUUCACUCAGCACGCCUUUGCUUGAACUUCUCGUGAAGGGCGGCGGACUGGCGAGUGAGAGGUAUCUCAUCCGAGACCGCAGCCGCUUGACACCACUGGUUCUUGUGGCCCAGGGAGCAACAUCAUUGACCAUGGGGGCGAAGGCUGAACCUGAAUCAUUGACCGUCACAGCAUCAACGAUUACGAGAAAGCUGGAGUACCUAUCACCACCAUCGCCCACGAACUUGACAAAACCAAUUCAACAGAGGACGUUAUUGGUCAAAGAUUGUGUGGUCAUGAGUUUGCCACCAGGAUACGGCGAAAUGAUGCUGUUUGCACCUUCCAUCACCCAUAUGGUUGAGACUGCUUUGCGGUCAUCUGAGGCGUGCAGAGGCCCUCUGUCUGGUCUUCAAUUUACAAACAUCGAUCUGGUUUCGGAAGCACUCACUCUGCCUGCUGCCUCUGCGAGAAAUUACCAGCGCCUAGAAUUUCUGGGUGAUGAUCUCUUGAAACUCCACGCCAGUCUACAAUUAUAUGUCGAUAAUCCUACGCACCCGGAGAGCUUACUGACCACCGCCCGCGGCCGUCUUGUCAGUAACGGCCGCCUCCUGCGCACCACUCGCAAACUGGGUUUGGAUCGGUACAUGACGCAGCGAGCAUUCUCCUCGGCGCAGUGGAAAGCUGGAGUCAACCCAUCGAACAAUCAAACGACCAUUUCGUCCAAGACAAAACUGUCGAGAAAGACCCUGGCUGACAUCAUCGAGGCUCUCAUCGGCGCCGCCCAUUGCGAUGGCGUUCCGACUGGCACGUCCGAGGCGAAAGUCGUCGGUGCUCUCCGGCUGUUCCUGAGCGAGGUGCAAUGGCGUCCGGUAUCCGAGAAUCUGGCACGUCUGGAGAUCAAAGAGGAUGACCCGUCGUCGCUGUCCUCCGGCCUCGAUAAUACCCUGGACCAUUUUCGAUUACUGACCGGAUACAAAUUCACUCACCCCUCGUUGCUAUUCGAGGCCUUGACGCAAUCGUCACUCCGACCGGGUGUCUUGUCCUACGAGCGUCUCGAGUUCUUGGGUGAUGCCAUCCUCGACCACAUCGUCAAGACCAAGCUCUACGACAGUCCCCUAAGACUGGACCCCGAAGCCAUGACGGUCCGUCGACAUGCCUUGGUGAGCCAUGUGACUCUUGCUUUUUUCGCCCUGGAGGCAUCGCACGAGCGUCGAACUGUCGAGGUUCACACCGACGUACGAACGCACGAGACCACCGCGCGGGAAGUCUCCGAAAUUUACUAUCUGCCAGACUACAUUCGACGGAUUAGUCGGGACGCUGACCAACGAGAGUUCACCUUGAAGGCGUUCGAGGAAGGGCGAGAGAGUAUCUUGGUCAGCCUCUUCGGGGUUGGUGGCCGCAGACACUUCCCCUGGAGCGAAUUGAGUCACCUGCGAGCGCCAAAGUCGUAUUCCGACGUCGUCGAGUCCGUCCUGGCAGCGGUCUUCAUCGACUCCAAGGGUGAUCUGACCCGUUGUGAAUCCGUGCUCGACAGAUUGGGGUUCAUGGGCCUGUUGGAUCGAUUCGCGCAGGAGCCGGACCUCGACGUCAUGCACCCGGAAGAGAGAUUGUCCAAGGUCAAGCUCGGAUGUGAUCUGGUCGUGGGCGAGACUCGUUCCGGAUGGCGGUGCAAGGUAACGUUUGGUCACGAUGAGCGGGUCAUCGCGUUUGCACGCAAGGCGAGCUGUCGUGACGAAGCCCGAUGUCGUGCGGCAGAAAAAGCGGUCCGGGUGAUUUUGACGGAGAAGGAGAAGGGGGGAGAAGUGAGCAACACCACUGAAGACGAGCGUCUGCGGGAAAACCAUGACAACGAGGCCGACCGCCAGGCGGACGGCAACCCACACGAACCCGGAGAAACGGACGGUGACACGACAGAGACUGAUAGCAAUGACGAUUCCGACGCUGACGUGACGGACGACUAUGAAAUUUACGAAGAUGAUGACUACGACUACGAAUUUUGAUGCCACCUCCUCAAAAACGUCAUGAGGGAAAUGAUGAUACUAUGACACGACGUGGAUGGAGGAAACGCAUCAUGAGACAAUCUCAGGAUAGGGAUGAGGGGAAAAUUAGCACAAGGGAGUCAGUGAGACCUUCCAGGAUAAGAGAAGCAGAUCUUCCAGGAUAAGGGAAAGUCGGACAGAGUAGACAAAUUCAAC
Messenger RNA from Exophiala oligosperma, 4767 nucleotides. RefSeq lists its product as uncharacterized. Bases 190 to 4572 code for a protein of 1460 amino acids. Gene Ontology annotation, cellular component: RISC complex; cytoplasm; nucleus. Gene Ontology annotation, biological process: siRNA processing. The transcript has 6 exons. NCBI's taxonomy places the organism in Eukaryota, Fungi, Ascomycota, Eurotiomycetes, Chaetothyriales, Herpotrichiellaceae. The record is from RefSeq and is a predicted model, not a curated record. Gene Ontology annotation, molecular function: ATP binding; RNA binding; ribonuclease III activity.